AUGGCGCGCCUGGUGUUGUGUGCCCCGGACGUUGCCGCUGCCUUUGAAAGGCAGCGGCUUUCGGCCGUCCUGCUUCGGCCCCUGGGCUCGGUCCUCAGCUCCGGCUUCGGCGUGACCCGGCCGCGGAGGACUGGCGGCUCGGCAGGCGGCUCGGGGAGCCGCCGAACCUAUCAGAUUUCAGAUACAUUCAGACAAGCCUCAUGGAAGCAUUUUGGGACACACCAUUCAAGACAGUUAUUUGAGAUUACAAAGGCUUGCCAGACGUGGCCAUUGGUAGAAAAAAGAACAUGUUGGCACGGUCAUGCAGGAGGAGGACUUCACACAGACCCGAAGGAAGGGCUAAAAGAUGUAGAUACCCAAAAAAUCCUAAAAGUAAUGCUUUCGUAUGUAUGGCCAAAGGACAGACCUGAUCUUCGAGUUCGAGUUGCCAUUUCUCUGGGCUUAUUAGGAAGUGCAAAGGCCAUGAAUAUAGUAGUUCCCUUCAUGUUUAAAUAUGCAGUCGACAACCUCAACCAGAUGUCAGGAGAUAUGUUAAACUUGAGUGAUGCACCAAAUACAGUUGCAACCAUGGCAACAGCAGUUCUGAUUGGCUAUGGUGUGUCAAGAGCUGGAGCUGCCCUUUUUAAUGAAGUUCGAAAUGCAGUAUUUGGUAAAGUGGCCCAAAAUUCCAUAAGAAGAAUAGCCAGGAAUGUCUUUCUCCACCUUCACAACUUGGAUCUGGGUUUCCACCUGAGCAGACAGACAGGAGCUCUGUCAAAGGCUAUUGACAGAGGAACAAGGGGUAUCAGUUUUGUCCUGAGUGCUUUAGUAUUUAAUCUUCUUCCCAUCAUGUUUGAAGUGACCCUUGUCAGUGGGAUUUUGUACUACAAAUGUGGUGCCCAGUUUGCACUUGUCACCUUGGGAACACUGAGUGCAUACACAGCUUACACAAUUGCAGUCACACGGUGGAGAACUAAAUUUAGAAUAGAAAUGAACAAGGCAGAUAAUGAUGCAGGUAAUGCUGCCAUAGACUCACUGCUGAACUAUGAAACUGUGAAGUAUUUUAAUAAUGAAAGAUAUGAAGCACAGAGAUAUGAUGGAUUCUUGAAGUCUUAUGAGGCAGCCUCACUGAAGAGCACUUCUACCCUGGCUAUGCUCAACUUUGGACAAAAUGCUAUUUUCAGUGUUGGCCUAACAACAAUAAUGGUUCUUGCCAGUCAUGGAAUUAUGGCAGGGUCCCUUACUGUUGGAGAUCUUGUAAUGGUGAAUGGGCUGCUUUUUCAGCUUUCACUGCCUCUGAACUUUCUGGGAACUGUAUACCGAGAGACUAGACAAGCACUCAUCGAUAUGAACACUCUGUUUACACUACUCAAGGUAGACACACAAAUUAAAGACAAAGAGAUGGCACUUCCCCUUCAGAUUACACCACAGACAGCUUCGGUGGCUUUUGAUAAUGUACAUUUUGAAUACAUUGCGGGUCAGAAAGUCCUGAAUGGAGUAUCAUUUGAAGUCCCUGCAGGAAAGAAAGUGGCCAUUGUAGGAGGUAGUGGGUCAGGGAAAAGCACGAUAGUGAGAUUACUAUUUCGCUUUUUUGAGCCCCAGAAUGGUAACAUUUAUAUUGCUGGCCAGAAUAUACAAGAUGUCAGCCUGGAGAGCCUAAGGAAAUCUGUAGGAGUGGUGCCUCAGGAUGCUGUUCUCUUCCAUAACACCAUCUAUUACAAUCUCUUGUAUGGAAACAUGAAUGCUUCGGCUGAGGAGGUUUAUGCAGUGGCACAAUUGGCUGGAAUCCACGAUGCUAUUCUUCGGAUGCCUCAUGGAUAUAACACACAAGUUGGGGAACGAGGGCUCAAGCUUUCUGGAGGAGAAAAGCAGCGAGUAGCGAUCGCCAGAGCCAUUUUGAAGAACCCCCCUGUCAUUCUCUAUGAUGAGGCUACGUCAUCAUUAGACUCAAUUACUGAAGAGAAUAUUCUUAGUGCCAUGAGGGACAUGGUGAAACACAGAACAUCUAUUUUCAUUGCACACAGAUUAUCAACAGUGAUUGAUGCAGAUGAAAUCAUUGUCCUGGAUCAGGGUAAAAUAGUUGAGCGGGGAACCCACAGUAGUCUCCUCGCCAGCCCUGGGAGCAUCUAUUCAGAAAUGUGGCAUGCCCAAAGCAGCCGUACGUCAAAUAUUAAUAAUACCAGGUGGGAAGCAAGGAAACAGCAGAUAUCCAAAGAGGAGGAGAGGAAGAAACUCCAAGAAGAAAUUAUCAACAGUGUUAAAGGCUGUGGAAACUGUUCCUGCUAAAUUCCACAAGGCAUUUUAAUUGUUUCUUUAAAAAACAAUCAAGAAAACUUCAAGUGACACAUUUGCACUGAAGCAGAAUUCCUGAUUUAGUUAAAAACAAAAGCAGAAAAUCUGACAUUCCCCUCUUGUAAAAUUCUUCUCUGAGGUAUCAGUUCUUUGGCCAAAAGAUUUUCUUUCCCCGUCUUUCUCAGUCUGUCUUUGUAUUCUCCUUCCUUUCUCUGCAUCCCCUCCCCCCAUUCCCCUCAAAAAGAAAAAAAGCCACCCCACUUUUUUUUUUCUAGUAUCCUUUUAUUCCAACAUUUACCAUUGGAAGAUAAAAUACCACCAGCCACUCCCAGUGUUUUUCACUUGUUUGGGUGGUCACACUGGAACUGGGCUAAACCUGAUUUACUGUCCUCUACAUUCUGACUGGGGUAACUUCCCCCACUAUGAUUGAUUUGUUAAAGUGUUUAUCUCCAUACCCAGCUAAAUCACAUGGGUUUACACAUUACUGUGAAAUAUUUAAAAUUCCUUGAUACUAAUACUUGAUACUAAUUUGGUUGAAGAGUUUCUAUCCUUAAAGAAAAAAAGAGAAAAAAGAAAAAAUGUCUUAUAGUUGCCUGCCUUCUUGAAAUAUUGCAUUGAUCUGCAAACUAAUUAAUAAGCACAUUCAAAGUCACAGAUUUCCAGGCCUGCUUUAUAGGUCAGCUGUGCUAGUCGAUAAAACACCUACCUACCUUAUGUUGUUUCAAGUAUUUUGGCAGAGAAAUUCCCUUGAACCAAUGUUGGCAAGGAAGAUGUUCCACUGAGGCCCUAGGCUGAAAUGUAUGGUUUUGGCAGGUGGGCAGGUGAUUCGUAGAGCUUUCAGCAGAAUUUGAAAACAACUGUUCAGAUUUAAGGAAACUUAAACUUAUUCUUUCUCUCAAUGUUCUUUUCUCUUACCAUCUGAAAUUAUGCAGGGGAAUGAUGGGGUUUUUGAGUCAAGCAGCUUCCAUUUAAAAAUCAUUAAGGACUAUUAGGAACCCAGGGAGGAUUAGUCCUACUCUCUAGGUGAGGAACAAAGGUCAUUAAUCUCAGCUGACACUUUAGGUUCUAGGUAAGGUCUUCCCUUUGGCUCAGCAAUUAGAUGUGUCCACACUUUACUUUCUAGCGGGGAGGCGCCCCAUCAGGUAAUCAAGUUUUACCUCCUAGAAACAAUUAGCAAAACACUUCUAUACCCAUGUUAGUUGAUGACUGGACUGUCUUUUCUACUGUGUACUUCUUUUAUUCUUAUGGAUGGUCAUUACUCGUUUUGAAAAACUUUUUGAUCUCCUAUAGUAUGGAAGAAUUCACACAGAGUUGUAUAUAAUAAGAUUUUUUUUUCUCAGAAAAAAAAUUCAGACUAUUUUAAUUGUUAUUAUUUUGAGGUUUUAAUGUGCACUGUGUUAAGAGGAAAUAUGGGAAUUCAUAUGGAUUUAUUUAUGUGUAUUGAAUCAGUAGUUAGGUACCUGGAUCUUACCUAGCUCAGGUAUUCAAUUUUAUUAUGUCAGAGCAAAUCUAAGGAAAUGAGUAACUGGAAGCCAGUACUUUAAGGAAUAGUCUUUGACACCAGAAAUAUGUGAAGCAAGAACCUGCUCUUAAGGUUGGCAUUGAGAAAAAAGUGCUUAAUCAGCUGUAAAAUGUUAUUCAAACAUUACAUCCUCUGCAGUCAUAGGCAUUACUGAUAUCCUGAGAAAUAAAAUCACUGUUUCUUUUCUUUUCUUUUCUCUUCUUUUCUCUUCCUUUCUUUUCUUUUCUUUUUUAAAACAAAUCUGUCACGUUACUGGAAAUGUGGUAAGGGGUUCCACGUCACUUUUUCUCCUUUGGCCCUCCCUUCUGGGUAUUUUCUUUAGCUCAGAGGAAAGGGAAGCAACACGUACAGUGCCUUGACUUGGAAGUCUGAGGACCCAAAUUCAGAUCUUUCCUCUGAGUCUUGACCACCCGCGUGACCUUUGGCAAAUGACUUUCUCUCCCUGGACCUCAGUUUUCUCAUCUGUAAAAUCAAGAUUUGUGACUAGAUGAUAAUCUCUGAGGUCCCUUCUAUCUCUAAGUCUGAUCCUAUAAAGGUAAAGCUCAGUUAAAUAAUCAAGAAGGUAGGAAUGCAGUAGCCUUUCUUGAAUACAUACAUGUAUGUUUGGAAUAAGAUCUUUCAGUAUACAAAUAGGGCACUUGGUUAAGGAAGGACCAGGAUUAUUUGAAUAUUGCAAGUAGGUGAUGAUUUCUUCCCCAGAGGUUAUCUAAAGCUUGUCUAGAUGUGAUCCUAAAUCAUUACAGUCAGGUUGCUGGGCAUUUUCAUUGGAUAAUUAGGCAGUAUUUUCAGUACGUGGCCUGAAAAACGCGAUUGUCCUGGGGUCAGAACCAUGACUUGGAAGAUGGUCAUUUUUGAAGAUGGUCAUCCUCAAAGUACACCAUGCUUUAAAAAGCAAGGGUCUCCAAAGGGUCCUACAGCUCCCGUAUUUUGGGGACAACUUGCCCAAACUUUGCCCUUCUCACUGCCAGUUUUCACAUGUUUUUCUCCCUGCUUUCCUGAUUGUUCAAUGAAUCACUGAGCAGCAAUUUUUGCAACACUUGUUCCUUAAUUCUGUUUGUUUCACAUCUUUUAUCUCAGGCUUAUAUAUUAUGAAUUCAUAAUUGUAAGUUUUUACAUGUGUGAAAGUUCCAUGAUUUUUUUAAAGGGUCCCUUUCCUUCUCUUUCCUAUUCCAGUAUGGAGAAUUGAAUGUAAAUUGUACAGUAAAUAACAGUAUUAAACCAAAGAAGCUGGCUAAAACUGGUUGGUUUAAAAAAAAAAACCUGGGGAAGCCCUUUAUUACAGUUUUAUUGUUUAUGAUAAUCUGUGUAGAUAAUCAUUACUAAAUAAAUGAAAUAU
Molecule: messenger RNA, 5129 nt
Organism: Vombatus ursinus (common wombat)
Lineage: Eukaryota; Metazoa; Chordata; Mammalia; Diprotodontia; Vombatidae
Gene: ABCB7
Product: ATP binding cassette subfamily B member 7
Exons: 17
Coding region: 1-2265 (754 amino acids)
Biological process (GO): transmembrane transport; intracellular iron ion homeostasis
Cellular component (GO): mitochondrial inner membrane
Molecular function (GO): ATP binding; ATP hydrolysis activity; ABC-type transporter activity
Source: RefSeq, a predicted model, not a curated record